AUGAGCGAAAGAGCGGAGAAACUCGGGCUCUUCAACCCGGACAUUCUCGAAUUGGUGCUAUCGAAGUUGCAGACUAGGGAUUUGCUCCGGAUGAAAUGCGUUUCCAGAAGUUGGCGGGACCUCAUCCGCAACCGGUCAUUCGCGCUGCGACAUUCGCGGCAGAGGCCGCCGCCGCUGUCCGGAUUCCUGUUCCAAAAGAACCUUGGGUGGACGGGGUUGGAUGUCUCUGACGUGAGUUACAUUUUGGCUGAGAGGAAAGAAGAGGAACUACCAAGGCUUCUCAACAACAUUGUUGAUUCCAUUCCUGCCGAUCUCAUGAUGGUCUCUUCCUGCAAUGGCUUGAUCUGUGGCACCCGCUGCUCCUUUCAAAAUGAUACCUUGGCUAUCCGUGUAGGGAACCCUUUAACUAGAGAAGGGUUCCACUUCGAUUGGAAACGUUGUGGCGGCAGAGUGAUUGCCGUUGGACUGGCUUUCGAUCCUUGUCACGAUCUUACUAAUAAUUCGACGAAUUUCAAGGUGGUUCUGGUGCAGGAGGAAGCGGGCAGCGAUGGCAACGUAUGGCUUGCGUUUCAUGUGUACUCGUCCGAGACGGGAACUUGGAGGCUUUCAGAUGUAAAUGAUGGGUUUUUGCUGCUGAAUGUGUCCGGCGCUAUUUACUUGCUCAACACAAGGGAUGGUGGAUUCCGCCGCAUUGCCGAUGUAGCGGCGUUUGGUACCAAGGACGAACCUCUUUCCGGUGUUGUACUUCCGUACUCCAUGAGUUUGGUCCCUUUAAAUCGUCCGUGA
Linum tenue is the source of this 786-nucleotide messenger RNA. Lineage: Eukaryota; Viridiplantae; Streptophyta; Magnoliopsida; Malpighiales; Linaceae. The record is from the annotation of a GenBank genome assembly.